This is a messenger RNA of Drosophila novamexicana, 2698 nucleotides long. RefSeq names its product GTP-binding protein 2. The transcript has 4 exons. Gene Ontology annotation, biological process: translational elongation. NCBI's taxonomy places the organism in Eukaryota, Metazoa, Arthropoda, Insecta, Diptera, Drosophilidae. Gene Ontology annotation, molecular function: GTP binding; translation elongation factor activity; GTPase activity. The record is from RefSeq and is a predicted model, not a curated record. Bases 836 to 2677 code for a protein of 613 amino acids.
AUACAUAUACAGUUAUUAUUUAUAUGCAACUGUUUACGUAUAUGCUUGUGGUAUUUACAACUGUUUAUUGUGUAUAAAAUUGACACGUACUCAUUGUGAACAUAUUUAUACACGUAAUUCCCAUCGAAAGCUUUCUUUGAAAUAAAUAAAAACAAAAGAUAAUUACGCCAGAAGUGCAAAUUUGUUAUCUGAUUUAUUCAUUCAGCGUCGUCGCAGCUGAUCAAAACAAAUACAUACAUAGCUGGCAAUUUGUAUAGAAAACCAAGGAGCAGAGCCAACAACGACAAAAUGCGAAAAAACAUACAGAAAGCACGGCCCAAUAACGAGCGGUACAUUCAAGCUAAGCUUAACCGACUGCUGCAUGCGCUCUACGCAUUCGCUGUUACAAAUACAAGCACAUCAACAGUGACAAGUUGGCGCAGUGCGAAUAUGCCCCAUUGUAGAGAACAAGCAACGGAAAGCUCUUACGUGCGAUUGCCACAAAGCAAGAACAAGUUAUAAACAAAAUCGAAAGGCAGCUGAAAACAAAAAGCACAAAAAGUACAUACAAGAUGCGAAGAGCAGCCAAAAGCAAGUUAGCCAAAAAGAAAAAAAAACAACUACAUAUAUAUGUAUGUGUACAUAUGCGCGCAUAUUUACAUGUGCAUGAGUAUGUGUGUAUGUAAAGACUGGGCCAAAGCGCCAGCGUCCCCAAAAUCGAUUUUUUCGUGCCAGUGACACAAUCGUACACAAGAAGCACAAUAACGGUUCGAAACGGUAAACGUUCUGAUUUAGGCGAAAGCAAAAGGCGCUUAAUAUUAAAAGUUUAUUUUGCAGCAUUGUUAGCAGCCACAAUAUGGAAUCGUUUCUUAGUCUAUUCGAUCCCAACCAGCCGGACGAUGGCUUCGAUGAGGAGCAGGAGCUGAAUGGCAACAGCAGCGGCAGCAGCGAGUACGAGGUGGAUGCCAAUGUCAAUGGCAGCAAAAACAAGACCAACAAAAACAAGAUCUGCAAAAGCAACAGCAACAACAACAACAAUAUUAGCAACAGCAAUCUAAUCUUUGACUUUGAGCAGGGCGCCCUGCCGCCCGAGCCGCAGCUGGGCAAUGUGGAGUAUAAGCUGAAGCUGGUUAAUCCGUCGAAGCAGCGUUUCGAGCAUUUGGUCACGCAAAUGAAAUGGCGCCUGCGCGAGGGCCACGGCGAGGCCAUCUAUGAGAUUGGUGUUUCGGAUGCGGGUCAUCUGCAGGGCCUGAGCGAGAAGGAUAUGAAUGCAUCGCUGACCACGCUCAAGCAAAUGGCCCAUCAUUUGGGCGCCAGCACAUCCGUGCUGAGGAGCAAGACAGUUGCCGGGCGGCGAUCCGUUGCCGAGGUGCUGGUCCGCAAGAUACCCGACGAUCAGCACAACAUUGAAGUGCGCGUGGCGGUAUUGGGUGGCGCCGAUGCGGGCAAAUCCACGCUGCUGGGCGUGCUCACCCAGGACGAACUGGACAAUGGACAUGGACGCGCGCGCCUCAAUAUGUUUCGGCACAUGCACGAGAUUCAGUCCGGUCGCACUUCUUGCAUCUCGCAUGAAACUCUGGGAUUCGACGCCUUGGGCAAUGUGGUCAACUACAAAUACAAUGAAAUGAUGACGGCCGAGGAGAUCAGCGAUCGCUCAACCAAGCUGGUCACCUUCAUGGACCUGGCAGGCCAUCGACGCUACAUGCGCACCACGGUCCAAGCGCUGAGCGGCUACUCGCCUCACUAUGCCAUGCUUGUGGUGUCCGCUGGCAGCGGCUGCAAUGACACCACCGAGGAGCAUCUGGCCAUAGUGCGCGCCCUUGAUAUGCCCUUCUUUAUAUUGAUUACCAAAACGGAUAUCACAUCGCCGGAUGCCACGGUGCAGGAGCUGCGCACACUGCUCACAAAUAUUGGCUGCCGCAAGGUGCCGUUUCUGGUCACCGACACGGAUGAGGCUAUAUCGGCUGGCUCGAAUCAGCAAUCCGAGAAUAUUGUGCCCAUAUUUUGUGUCUCAAAUGUGACUGGCACUGGUCUGAGUCUGGUCACCAAGUUUCUGUACGUGCUCUCGCCGGGCAUCAGCAAUGCCGAAAAGGAUCGUCUCGAGCUAGAGCCUUGCGAGUUCCAAAUUGAUGAGAUCUUUAGGGUAACCGACGUCGGCCCAGUUGUGGGCGGCCUGCUGGUACAGGGCGUGCUCACCGAAAAUAUGCCCAUGAAAAUUGGACCCCUGCCGGAUGGCAGCUUUCAUGCAGUCACUGUUCAUACCAUACAUCGCAACAAGGCGCCAUGUCGGGUGGUGCGCGCUGGCCAAAGUGCGUCCCUAUCGUUUACGCCAACCCAGGAGCUGCCAUCGCUGCGCAGCGGCAUGGUGCUGCUGGGUGACUUUGGUAACCUGGAUGAACCCUACGGCACUUACUUCUUUCAGGCCAAGGUCUCGGUGCUGUUCCACGCAACAGCCAUUUAUGUGGGCUUUCAGACCACGGUGCACAUCGGCAGCAUACGCCAGACGGCUGUUAUACGCGGCAUAAUGGGUGGCGAGAAGCUGGGCACCAAUGAUUCGGCCUCUGUUAUGUUUGAGUUCGUUGGACAUCCGGAGUAUGUGCGACCCGGCAUGCGCAUACUGUUCCGCGAGGGCAUGUCCAGCAAGGGCAUAGGCGUCGUCACCCAAGUAUUUCCCGUCAACAAGACACGCACGAAGUAAACUCUGCGCCUGACCAGUGGA